Molecule: messenger RNA, 2653 nt
Organism: Enhydra lutris kenyoni (northern sea otter)
Lineage: Eukaryota; Metazoa; Chordata; Mammalia; Carnivora; Mustelidae
Product: sialic acid binding Ig like lectin 10
Exons: 12
Coding region: 1-2097 (698 amino acids)
Biological process (GO): cell adhesion
Cellular component (GO): plasma membrane
Molecular function (GO): sialic acid binding
Source: RefSeq, a predicted model, not a curated record
AUGCUCCCACUGCUGCUCUUGGCCCUGCUGUUGGGCGGGUCUCUGGCUCAGUUCCAGGGAUUCUCACUGCAAGUACAGAAGGUCGUGACGGUGCAGGAGGGCCUGUGUGUGCGUGUGCCCUGCACUCUCUCCUACCCCCCGAUUGGCUGGACGGAGGACACCCCCGCUCUUGGCUACUGGUUCCUCACCGGGACAGACUCGAGCAUCGGGAGGCCAGUGGCCACAAACAACCCGAAUCGAGCAGUGCAGACCGUGCCCCAGGACCGAUUCCAGCUCAUUGGCAAUCCCCAGAACUGGAGCUGUUCCCUGCUGAUCAGAGAGGCCCAGAUGGAAGACUCGGGAUUGUACUUCUUUCGGGUGGAGAGAGGCCAUCACGUGCAAUACAAUUUUGUGAGAAACCAGUUCUUUCUGCAAGUGACAGCCCUCACCCAGAAGCCAGAUGUCUACGUCCCAGAGAUCCUGGAGCCAGGACGUCCGGUGACAGUCAUCUGUGUGUUUAACUGGAACUUUGAGGAAUGUCCAGCCCCUACUUUCUCCUGGCUGGGGGCCGCCGUCUCCGCCCCAGGGCCCAGACCCAGGUCCUCCUACUUUUCAGUGCUUACUCUCACUCCGAGACCCCAGGACCACGGCACCCACCUCACCUGCCGCGUGGACUUCUCCAGGAAGGGUGUGAGCACAGAGAGAACCACCAGACUUAAUGUCGCCUAUGCUCCCAAAGACCUGGUUAUCAGCGUUUCCCGAGUCAACACGUCAGCCCUGGAGCCCCAGGGCAACAGCCCACAUCUGGAGGCCGAGAAAGGCCAGUUCCUGCGACUGCUCUGUGCUGCUGACGGCCAGCCCCCCGCCACGCUGAGCUGGGCCCUGGAGGACCGGGUCCUCUCUAGGUCCCACCCCGGGGGCUCUGGAACCCUGGAGCUGGUGCUGCUGGCGGUAAAGCCUGGGGAUUCCGGUGGCUACACCUGCCGAGCGGAGAACAGGCUUGGCUCUCAGAGCCGCACCGUGGACCUCUCUGUGCAGUACGCCCCAGAGAACCUGAGAGUGACGACCCUGUAUGCAAAUAGAACAGUCCUGGAAAACCUUGGGAAUGGCACAUCCCUCCCAGUCCUGGAGGGUCAAAGCUUGCGUCUGCUCUGUGUCACACACAGCAACCCCCCAGCCCAGCUGAGCUGGGUCCUGGGGGGACAGACUCUGAGCCCCUCCCAGCCCGCAGACCCUGGGAUCCUGGAGCUCCCUCAGAUACAAAUGGAGCAUGAAGGAGACCUCACCUGCCAAGCUCAGAACACACUGGGCUCCCAGCACGUCUCCCUGCAUCUCUCUGUGGUCUGCCCCCCGUGGCUGCUCAGCCCCUCCUGCUCCUGGGAGGGCGAGGGGCUGCGCUGUAACUGCUCCUCCCGAGCCCAGCCGGUGCCCAUCCUGCGCUGGAGGCUGGGGGAGGAGCUGCUGGAAGGGAACCAGAGCAAUGCCUCCUGGACCGUCACCUCCAGCUCUGCGGGGCCCUGGGCCAACAGCUCCCUGAGCCUCAGUGGGCCGCUGGGCUCUGGCCUCAGAGUCACCUGUGAGGCCUGGAACGUGCACGGGAAGCAGAGCGCCGCUGUCCUGCUGCUCCCAGAUAAGGGUCUCGUCUCACAAGCAUUCUCCUAUGGAACAUUUCUGGGAACUGGCGUCAUGACCUUUCUUUUCCUCUGCCUCCUCCUGGUCAUGAAGACUCUGAGGAAGAAUCAGACCCAGGCCGGGACUCCGGCCCAGGCGGGGAUGCCGCCGAGACCCAGGCCUGCACAGAGAAGCACAAUCCUGGACUAUAUCAAUGUGUUCCCUAACCCUGGCCCCCUGGCUCGGAAUCGGAAAGCCGCACAACGCAGUCCUUCCCGAGCCCCUCCUCCCAGUGCUCACUCCCUGGAAUUGAAGAAGAACCAGAAGGAGCUCCAUGUUGUUGCCCACACUUGUCCAGGACCCAACUCAUUCACUCAAGCCUCAGAAUCGCAGAAUAACCAAGAGGAGCUCCAUUAUGCUACCCUCCACUUCUCAGGCCUCAGACCACGGGAGACCCAGGAGCCCGAGGAUACCCACUCAGAGUACACAGACGUCAAGUUCCACUGAGGCUGUCUUGGGCUGUGGUGUGGCAGGGCUGGGACCCAGGUCAGGCAGAAUGGAGAGGGUGAGGAAAAUGAGCCACCAGUCAGUCUCUCUCUCUCUCUCUCUCUCUCUCUCUCUCUCGUCCUCCAAGGAUGGCUUCUCCCAUCCCAGACCUGAGCACACUAUUCUGAGAGGCAAGGAAAAGUCUUGGCUUUGCCACAGUUUCUCAAAGGUGGGAGGGCCUUUAAAGACGAUUAAACUACUGCUCUGUGAGGUCAGCAAGCUAACUUCAGAGGCUAAGUCUGGCCCUCUGCCUAACUUUGAGCCAGGAGUGCUUUUUACAUUUUAAAUAGUAGGGGGGAGGGGCACCCAGCUGGCUCAGUGGGAAGAGUUUGUGACUCUUGAUCUCUGGGUCCCAAGUGUGAGCCCCAAGCUGGGUGUAGAGAUUAUUAACCAUAAAAAUUUAAAAAAUAAUAAUCUUAAAAAAUAAGUGGUUGGGGGAAAUCAAAAGAGGAAAGAUGUUUUGUGAUGUGUGGAAAUGAUAUGAAAUUCAAAUCUCAGUGUCCAUAAAUAAAGUUUU